Molecule: messenger RNA, 2715 nt
Organism: Colletotrichum acutatum
Lineage: Eukaryota; Fungi; Ascomycota; Sordariomycetes; Glomerellales; Glomerellaceae
Exons: 3
Coding region: 1-2715 (904 amino acids)
Source: RefSeq, a predicted model, not a curated record
AUGAUGGUAGUAGGUCUAGCAGUACACUCCGCCGGCGCGGGCUACGGCAGCGGCAGCGGCAGCGGCAGCGGCAGCGGCACCGUGAGCGUUUCGGACGUCCAACUUCGCCAAAUUCAGCAGUUGACGCAACGCGUCGGCUCGACGCUCGCGAGCAAGGACGCCGAUGCUGCUUAUAAAGAAUACGCCAAAGUUAAGGAUCAUGUAGCCUUGUGUCGGGCCCUGUUGCGCAACUCCACACCCGCGCCCGGGCCGCUGGGGCAGGCGACCGGGGCGGCGACGGCGUGGGCGGAGGGAGGCCGCGGACCGUCACGGGAGUCCUCGCUUGAGGUGCCGCAGAGCCCUGCGUCGAUAUUGACUCGGUCUUCGUUUAGCGGGAGGAAUCUUUCGGAAGUGACGACCGGCCAGAGCGCAGGUUCACGUCCGAUACGUGAGAUUUGCCUGUCUGUCGUCCGCGACUGGAAGGGAUGCAUCGAGUCGCUGAUCGAGGCGCUCGAGCUCUCGCUGUCAGAGACGUACCGGAACUACGAGCCCGACGCCACGCCGAGCAUGGUGAAGUCGCUCUUCAAAGAUAAGGCUUUUCGCGCCGCCGCGAUCCAGCAGAUGAGGAGGGCUAGCAUCGUCAAGACGUUCUCGCCCAGCCCAGACUUCUUCCCGCUCUACGACAUACGCUUCAGGAACCACGACCGCGCGAAGCAGGAUCUCGUCGAGCUCACGCGGGUUCUGCAGCUGGGUGAAUCGGGCGUCACGGACAAGAGGCCGGUGAAAGACCUCGACGUCGCGCCGCGCGGGGACGCCGUUCUCGAGUUUGCGAAUAUCGGAGGAGCCGAUGACGAGGCGAAGGAAGCGCUGCCUGUGCUGCGGUACCGCGUCUCAUCGUUUUUGUUAGCCGAGACGUCGCCCAUUUUCGAGAGGAUGUUCACCGAGCACGCGCACAUUGAGGUCCACGACGACGAGGACCUGACGGACCAGCUCGCGCCGCCGCCGACGGCGUAUAUCUGCCCCGACGGCACCGAGGCGAAGCUCUACCGCAUGCCGCAGCGCGAAGGCGACCGCGAGCAGGCGCUGACGAUCCUCCUGCACGCGGCGCACAUGCACAAUGACCAGGUCCCGCGCGAGGUGACGUUUGAGCAGCUGGUCGCCAUCGCGGAGGUGUGCCUGCGGUACCGGUGCACGUCGCCGCUGGAGCUGUUUGUCGAGCACCGGUGGCUGCCGCAGUGGAUCCACCGGGGCAGCGAGGCGAUGCCGCGGGGCUGGUUGCUGAUUAGCUAUGCUUUCGGGUUCCGGCAGCUGUUUACGCGCAUGUCCAAGACGGCGAUUCUGAACCUUGUGGACGAGGACGAGUUGGAGGGGAUGGUGGCGUGGCCGAGGCGGAUUAAAGAGAAGAUUUGGGGCGUUAGGGGGGCGAAGAUGGCGCAGGUUGAGGAGUGUUGCGUGAGUACGAUUCGGGAGUAUUUGAGGCCGCCUUGUGGUGCUGUUGAGGGUGGUGGUGGUGGUGCUGCUGUUCCGCCACCGGGCUCAAAUUCGUCUUCCGCUGAAGUAGCGUCCGCGUCCACGACGAAUACGGCUGCCAACUCGGCUUUGAUGUUCACCAGCACGCCCAGGUGUCCCAAGGGGAGCCACAGCUGCGACGCGACGAAUCUGGGUUGGCUGAUGCUCCUUUACGGCGAGCUCGAGCUUCUGCCCACCAUCAUGAACCAGUCAGUUCUCGGGCACCUGGCAGCUGGCUCCCAGCAGCAGCAAUACUCACCACCCCGUCGCAGCCUGGCGCAGCUCGUCGACUUACUGCGGACCAUUGCCAGUCCGCCGCUGGCGGUUCACAAGGGCGGGGUAUGCGAUCCCGUGCCGGCGUUUCGCGCGGCAAUUAAUGAUAUCUAUAACAGCGUUUCUGGGUUGACGUUACACGAUGUCAGUGGACGAGCUCACGGUUGGGGCCUAUCCAGGCACCAGUCUACGCAGCCGCAGGCUGGGCAAGAGCAGGACCAGAAACGGGGCAAGGUUCUCGAGAGAUCCGACACGGCACGAUUGUUGAUCUUGGAGAGGUGCGUGGAUAGCGUGGAGGAUCUGCGUGCGGCGGCGAUGGUGAAUCGGAGGUUUUACGAGACGUUUCGGGAGAACGAGGGGGCCUUGAUGGGGAGGUUCGUCGGGGACGCGAGGUUGAGGACGUUGAUGAAGUUGACUUCUAUGGAUGUUGUCGCGGCGGGGGAGAAUAAGGUGCCCAAGGGGGAUGCGGAUGCUAUGAAGGCGGAGGCGGAGGCUGUUCAGGGUGCUGUCUCUGACAAUGAUUUGGGAAAUGAGCUGGUUCGCACGCAGGGUACGGAUGAGAAUGUGACGGGUGUAUUCUUGGCGGUUCCUUCGUCGCCUGGGCGUGGGCCUGGGAGAGGCGGCGAUGUGUCUGCGUUUGAUGAGAGCUCAGAGGACGAGGGCGAGGUGUUGGGCGAGGAUGAGGCGAGGCGGAUAUUGUGGCCGGCUGAGGUGAUGGUCUUGCCUGCCCGGGCGUCAUCUUCUUCGCCACGGCGGCUGCCAUUACAGCCUCUAAAGCCCAGGCCCGGGUCCGGAUCCGGGUCUGACAUAGUGACGGAGAAAGGGGUAAUGAGAGAAAAGUUCCGGGUUGGUGACGCUGCGUUUGUGGAGGAGAAGAUGUUGUUGGAGGGAGAGGACAAGCAUCUUAGAGACGAGCGGGAUAAGAGGGUUGGACUUUUGCCAGGGGAUGGGUGA